AAGUAAAAUUACCACUGGAGUCAAGGAGAGAAAGCAAACUCCUUCUGUCUACACAAUGGCAGCUUUUUCGUUUGCAAGUGGAUCAAUUCCAAAACUGCUAGAUGGAAAGAUGAUCGGGUUCUGCCAAUUAUCUGAAACAUGUCUUCAUUAUAGAGUUUGCACAAUCUGGGUCAUCUAAAAGAUGUUGACUAAUGGCAGAAUCACUUGUUUUAAAAGUGUUUCUAGACCUGCAAGAUCAAGGAAGCUUUUCUCUUUUUGUUUCUUAUGUUGGAAGGAACAUGUUGCUUUAUCCUAUCACCUAAUCUUUGGGUUGUGCAUCCUACAUAGCCAGAAUCGUGAAUAAGAAUGAAACUGAAUAAGAUGAGAACAACUUACAUUUAAAAAAACGUUUUUCUGAAAACUUGAGCAAGUUUCUGCAAGUUUAAACAGAGCUAUUACAUAUCUUAUAAAUAUUAAUUGUAAGUGUUCCAAAGAUUUUUACCAGUAAAAAAGAGAAAAAAAUUAUGCAAUAAAAAUAAAGCAGACAAACAUGAUAUUUUACUGAUGAAAUAAAGCCUUUGGCUCAAAUUCCAGACUUUGGCCAUUCAAUAAGUGUUAAUCAGCAAAAAUUCUUCAAAAACCCUUGUUGUUUUUGAAAUUUUUUAAAUGUUCUCAGAACUUUGUCUAGUUAAUUUAACAUCCCUUUGUUAUAAUUCAAUAGCAUUAUGCUAAGAAAAUUAAACUAUAAAUUUAAUUUUGUUUUAAAUGGUCCUGUACUCUAGUCACAUCUUUAACAAAAAAUUGUGCUUGAGUUGAUGAAAGCAUUAAAUAUGGUAAAAAUACAGUUCAUAAAUACAUAAGUAGAAUAUGGAGUUUAAACAUAUUAUCAUAUUAAAGAGAAGCAAGAUGUGAUUGUCAAGGCAUAAAAUAUUAAGAUCAAAUAAAUAUGACGCAACAAUUUUAUAUGUAUAAAACACAGUGUUCUAUAAAAGAAGCAAUUUCAAGUAGAAGAAACUUAUAACAUUUGCAAAAAGGUUAUAAAAGUGUUGGUACCUAUGAAUUUUUGUAAAUCUUUCAAAAGAAAAGUGCUUGUUACAAGAUACAGAAAGAUGUGACCAGAAACAACACAUUGCAACAUAAACAAGAAACAAUAACUGCCAUUAAAAGAAUUUUUAAAAAUAUGCCACCCUGUACAUGGAGCUAAAGUGAUUCUGCCCCUUUCUGAACCAAAAAAACAGUAUUGGGCCUUGGUGACCUAUCUAUUUUAUAACGGUGGUUUACCUUACCUAUACAUCUUGUAAAAUACUAGAAGAAAAUACUCUCUCUAAGCAUAUAGUUCUCAAAUAACUACUUCAGCUAUCUAUCCUAAGAAUUUUCUAGCAGAGAGAAGCUUAGAAUUGACUGUCUUAGCUUCUAUUUGUACUUGUUAUUCAGUGCCUUGGACAUUAAAACUGCAUUUGAUUGUGCUUGUCGAUGAGACUUUCUAGACUCCUCAAUAACGUCUUUUAUCUGUUGCGUGUUGACCUCUGCAAAAGAGUUUUGCCCAACUUGCACAUCCUGCAUCUUUUGCGUUUUAAUGUGAUCUUUUAAUCGCUCAACUGUAUUUUCUGCAUCUUGAUAUGACCUUUUAAGUUCAUGAAGCAAGUUCUUCGACAGCGUAUGGUUCACUCCCUUGUACAUUCCCCUGACAGUUUUAUCUAACUUUUCAAGCAGAACAGAGGCAUUUUGGAAAUCUGAACGGCUCUGCCUUUGUGAUGUCAUUGGCAUUAGUAUGAAAUACUUAUAAUUUCAGGAAGAAUUAUUACCGACACAUCACGAAUCGACACCUCACGAUGUCUACACACUUAUCAAAUCUCUUUCCUAGAGUAGAACCUAUUCGGCAGCCGGGGAAUAAGAGGCUGAUUCAAGAUGUCACAACAACAUUUGCAUCAACAUUUGGCAUGCCUAGGCAAUUAUGAGAGUUUCUUGUCAUUUACCUGAUAAAAAGAGAUAAAUUGUUGCUAAAAAUGACGGUAAGAGCUCAGGUAUGCUCAUGAUAUGGCUUCAAAAAAAAAGUGUUCAAGCCCUGGGAGUAAUCAGUUUCAGUUCAUGGAUGGAGUAUGUGCAUAUUUCUUUGAACCUGGGAUUGGCAAGAAACGUGUCGAAAUUUUAUGCAGGCAGCUAGAAAAGUUUGGUGGUACAGUUGUUUCACAAUAUGGUGACAAUAUUACACACAUAAUAACAAGUAAAAGUUUGAAAAUUGAAAAACUUUUUAAGGCGUUAAAGAUAGAUAAUAUUAGUGAAUCAGUGAAAGUUUUGGAUGCUGACUGGCUGAGUGCGUGCUUUUUUGCUUGCAAGAAAUGUGACUAUUCCCCUUAUGAAAUGAUUAAAGCAUCAAGUGCAAAGAGCGAUGAAACUUUGGUAGAUGAAACAAUUGAGGUUCCAGAGAAGAUUCGAAACAAUUCAUCGUUUGUAUCAACGCAACCCACAAAGGAUGAAAGCUUUAAGUACGUCAAAAAGAGGAAAUGCGAGGAUAAUGCUGCUGGCAGUCAAAAUGAAUCAGCCUACAGUGAUUCGGAAAAUGAAUCUGAAGCUACCCAGGUUUCCCCUUUAAAAAGAGGUACAAUGGCAUCGCCAGCCAAAACGUCUGGUGCAUGGCUAUGCAUGAAACCGUCAACAAAAGCGGGAGAAGAUCUUAACAGAAACAUCAUCGAAAAGCUUGAGGUACUUGCAAAAGCAUACACAAAUAAGCAAGACCGAUGGAGAGCACUGGGAUACCAGAAAGCCAUAGCUUCUAUCAAAAACUACCCCAAAAGGAUAGAAACAGUUGAGGAGGUCAAAACACUGCCAUUCAUUGGUGACCGACUAGCAAUUAAAAUAGCAGAGAUAAUCGAGACAGGUCAUCUUCGGCGCUUAGACCACCUCGAUCCAAAUAUAGAGAUUAUUAAUAAAUUUGCUGACGUCUGGGGGGCUGGACCUAAAACUGCAGAAAAAUGGGUAGCUCAGGGUUUCAAAACUCUGGAAGACAUUCGUUUGAAAGCUAAUUUAACUUACCAGCAAAAAAUUGGGCUCAAGUUCUAUGAUGAAUUUCUUGAAAAAAUAGAUAGAGGAGAAGUUGAAGAAAUCCAUAAGCAUGUGGAAGCAACCGCUUGUGAACUUGUUCCAGGCAUGCUUGUUGUAACAUGUGGAUCAUACAGACGAGGUCGCCAAACAUGUGGUGAUGUUGAUAUUCUGAUGUCACAUCCUGAUGGCCGAUCACACAAGAGUUUUCUUAAGCGUAUUAUCGACGCACUUCAAAAGAAAGGAUUAAUCACCAAUGAUCUUGUAACUGUGGAUAAUGAAGAGCAAAAUAAGUACAUGGGCGUUUUCAAAUUGCCAGGCGAGAGCAGAAAGCAUCGAAGGCUGGAUAUCAUAGUUGCCCCAUUUUCGGAAUGGCCAUGCGCCCUUGUUCACUUCACGGGAUCAGGGAGGCUGAAUCGCUCAAUGAGACAGCUAGCAAAGACAAAGAAUAUGUCUUUAUCAGAGCAUGCUCUACGCGAGGGUGUUAUCCGACAGGGCGAGGAAAAGUUACAUGAGGGAGCAAUUGUACCAGUAUUUAACGAAGAGGACAUAUUUCGCCAUAUUGGACUUGACUAUUUGCAACCAACUGAAAGAGAUUGGUGAUGCCACGACUUUGACGGUCAGCGUGCAGCAGAUAAAUUCAGAUCAUUGUAUGAAACAUUAACAUUGUCAUACAAAGAGCACGUUUAAACCUGUACUUUUAUACAGUUGAAUUCCAAUUUAUUAAUCACACACCCGUCGACUGCCUAAUGUAGUUAUUUGAAUUUCUGCAGAAUUCACUCUAGUCAAUUGUAAGGAAAUGCUUCCAAUUUAGAAAGUCAUGGCUCGGACGAUUUUUCAGCUAGGAACUAAAUUUCUGGUUGACAGAUAGAAAAACGAAAAGAAAGGGAUAAGUAUUGUUUUCAAUGCUAUCAACUUUAAACUCUUCACAAUAUCGGAACGGAGCCGUGUAGUGGGAUCUUCGGCGUAAUUUUCUUUUAAGUGCCUCGUAAUCUUUGAAAGUACAGCUCUUUCCAAAGUUCGCAGAUUCUCAAUUUACUUCAAAUGCAUCAGUGUAGACAGAGAUCACUCUCCUAAUAAGGUGAAUCAACCGAGUCGCACAUAAGUCGUAAAUGAUUAUUUUUAAUGUAAAUGAUAUCUAUUUUCAUGUGUUCAUCUAGCC
Molecule: messenger RNA, 4180 nt
Organism: Rhopilema esculentum
Lineage: Eukaryota; Metazoa; Cnidaria; Scyphozoa; Rhizostomeae; Rhizostomatidae
Product: DNA polymerase lambda
Biological process (GO): double-strand break repair via nonhomologous end joining
Cellular component (GO): nucleus
Molecular function (GO): DNA-directed DNA polymerase activity; DNA binding
Source: RefSeq, a predicted model, not a curated record